AUGGAUCGAGAUCCAAGUCCUGGAACAAAAUCUCCGUCGAGAAGAGAUUAUAGCAACAAUAAAGAAUAUUACGAGGCCUUACUUUUGUUUUCCCAACGAACUGGUCACCAGGAAGAAGUAGCCGUAUCUUGCGAUCGCUUAGGCAAGCUGUUUUACUCGCUCUAUGAAUAUGGUAAGGCUGCAGAACAUCACGAGAAAGCACUUAUGAUUAACCAAGAAAUCAGUGACAGACAGGGAAUAAGCCUAUCUUACCUUAACCUCGGAAGAACUUUUUGUGCACUCAGUGAAUAUGGUAAGGCGAAAGAAUAUCUUGAAAAAGCACUUGCGAUUGUACAAGAGUUAGGUUACCAGGAGGGAAUAAGUGUAUCUUACAUUAACCUCGGGCGGGUUUCUCUUGAACUCGGUGAACACAGUAAAGCAAAAGAGUAUCACGAGAAAGCACUUGUGAUCAAUCAAGAAAUCGAUGACCAGGGGGGAGUAGCCGCAUGCUACAGUGAGCUCGGACAGGUUUUUUAUGCACUCGGUGAAUACAACAAGGCGAAAGAAUAUCACGAGAAAGCACUAGCGAUCAAUCAAGAAAUCGAUGAUCAGUGCGAAGUUAAAAAGUCAUUAGGUAGACUAGGACUGGUGUUUGAUAAACUCAGUGACUAUAGCAAGGCUAAAGACUGUCACGAGAAAGCUCUUGCUAUUAGUCAAGGAACUGGUGAUCAGGUGGGAGUAGGCGUAUCUUACGGUAACCUAGGACUGGCUUAUCUUGGAAUGGCCGAAUAUGGCAAAGCUUUGGAAUACCAGGAGAAAUCAGUAGCGAUCAAACAAGAAACUGGUGAUAGGCGGGGGGAAGGCGUAUCUUGCGGUAACCUUGGAAUAGUUUAUUUUGCACUGGCUGAACAUGUCAAGGCUAAGGAAUAUCUCGAGAAGGCAAAUGUGAUUGCUCAUGAAUUUGGUAAAAGGGAGGACUUAACCGCAUCUUACAGUAACCUAGGACUGGUGUUUUUUGCAGUCGGUGACUAUGGCAAGGCAAGAGAACAUUACGAGAAAGCACUUGCGUUCCAGCAAGAAGUUGGUGAUAAGGACGGAGUAGCAUCAUCUUACCUUAAGCUAGGACAGGUCUAUCUUUCACUUGGUGAAUAUGGCAAGGCUAAAGAAUACAACGAGAAAGCACUUGCGAUCAGUCAAAAAACUGGCAACCGUAGGAACGUAGGGCUGUGUUACACCAGCCUAGGUCAGGGUUUUCAUUCACUCGGUGAAUAUGGCAAGGCUAAAGAAUAUCACGAGAAAGCACUUGCAAUCCAUCUAGAAACAGGCGCCAAGGAUGAAGUAGGCAUAUCUUACGCUCAGCUAGGAGUGAUAUUUCAAGUGCUCUGUGACUAUGGGAAGGCUAAACAAUAUUACGAGACAGCACUUGCGAUCCAUAACGAAACUGGCCAUCAGAGGGAAGUAUGCGUACUGUACUGUAAUUUAGGACAGGUUUUUCAUUCACUUGGAGAAUAUGGCAAGGCUAAAGAAUAUUUCGAGAAAGCGCUUGCGAUUAGCCACGAAAUUGGUUACAGAAAGGCAGUGGGGGAAACUAAUAAUAGCCUAGGAAUGCUGUUUUACGCACUCGAUGAAUAUGGCCAGGCUAAAGACUAUUUCGAGAAAGCACUUGCGAGCCAUAAAGAAAUUGGUAACAGGCCGGAAGAAGGGGCAAUUGACAAUAAUCUUGCACAGGUGUUUUAUUCACUCGGUGAAUAUGGUAAGGCUAAAGAAUACCUCGAGAAAGCACUUGCCAUCCAAAAAGAAAUCGGUCACCAGUCUGGAGUAGGAGUACCUUACGGGACCCUUGGUGUGGUGUCAACUUCACUUGGUGAAUACGACAAGGCUAAAGAAUAUUUCGAGAAAGCACUCGCGAUUCAACAAAAACUCGGUGACCGACAGGGAGUGGGCGCAUGUUACACUAGCCUAGGAAAUGUGUUCUUUGUUCUUGGAGAAUAUGACAAGGCUCAAGAAUACUACAACAAAGCAUUUGCAAUAGGUAAAGAAAUAGGAGACCGGGAAGGAGAGUUAGGCGCGCAAACCAGUCUUUCAGUAGUUGCGGCACAGAAAGGAAAUUCACAGGAGGCUCUUUUGAAUUUGUUGGAAUCACUUACUAAGUGUGAGUAUAUCCGUAAUAAUCUGAUGAAAGACAAUGACGAGUUUAAGAUAUCAUUUCUAGAAAAGUAUAACUUCCUAUAUAGGAUCUUUGGUGAAUUGGGUUCUACUACCGGUUGUGUCGGCGAAGGACUCCACGCUUUAGAGCUUGGACGGGCCAGGGGUCUGGCAGACUUAAUGUCACGUCAGUAUAAUGUAGAAAAUCCGUUAUUCAAUCAUCAAUCUCGAGAAUACCUCGAGCGAUUUACCCGCAAAGAAGUGAGGUGUUUUUGUCUGUACAUUUCAUUUUCUGAGGAACAAAUUUUUCUGUGGAUCCUUAGAGAAAACAAACCUGUCGAGUUUCGAGCAAUAAAGGCAAAGGACAUUCUCGUUGAGAAUGAGACGGUACAGAAUUUGGAUACGUUUCUACGCAAGGAAAUUCUUUUUCGGAGACUUUGUAUUCUACCUAAAGGACAUUGUGAAGAUCGAUUUUUAUCUUCUGUAAAUGAUUGUCAACUUGGGCUAGGAUUAUCCAAAGAAAACAGCUCUUCUUGUUUCCGACUUGUAGAAUUGGAGGAUACAGAAGAAGAAGACCAAGAACUGUACCCUAGUCUUUCUCUUUAUUACAAAUUGAUCAUUGCUCCUGUGGCCGACUUACUCGCUGAGGAAAGCGAAAUUGUUAUUGUUCCUGAUCGCUUUUUGUACAGCGUUCCAUUCGCUGCAUUGCUUGAUGAAAGUGGCGUCAGUUUGUCAGACAAACUCAGGAUCCGCAUGGUUCCUUCCUUGACAACUCUGAAACUUAUUCAGAACAGCCCAGCGGACUAUCACAGUCAGACAGGCACACUGAUAGUUGGUGAUCCGGAAGUUGGUUUUGUGAUUUACAAGGGAUUACUUGACAAAAAGAAAGCGUUGCCUUUUGCAAGAAAGGAAGCAGAGAUGAUUGGACGGCUGAUUGGUGCUCAGCCUUUGAUAGGCGAACAUGCAACUAAAGAUGCGGUCCUCCAAAUGAUAUCUUCAGUGAGUCUCAUACACAUCGCUGCACAUGGUAACGCCGAAAGAGGAGAAAUCGCGCUUAUCCCUCGCCGACCAACUGAUGGCCAUCCACAAGAGGAAGACUACCUACUGACCAUGUCCGACAUUUCAAAGGUUCAGCUCAGAGCUAAACUUGUUGUGCUAAGCUGUUGCCACAGUGCUUGUGGCCAGAUAAAAUCCGAAGGAGUUGUUGGGAUCGCUCGAGCGUUUUUAGGAUCUGGAGCUCGUUCAGUAUUGGUGGCUCUGUGGGCACUACCUGACAAGUCAACAGAGAUAUUCAUGCGCUGUUUUUACAAGCACCUUGCGCUUGGAGACAGUGCCAGUGAAUGUCUUCACCAGGCCAUGAAAUGGAUGAGGAACAAUGGAUAUCCUGAUGUGAGGGACUGGGCACCAUUCGUGCUGAUUGGAGAUGACGUGUCAUUCGAUUUUGCAAAGCUAAAGGUUAGUUUCUCAGAAACGUAGAGCAAUUAUUGAAAAGAGACUAAGUCAUAACAUUUUAAAGCAGUACUUCCAUUUAGUUUUGUUAAUUACAAGCUCCGUGCAUUCUUUUAAUUUAUAAGGUAUUCUUUGCCCUUGUAGCUUAAUUCGUUUGCACGUGGCAGUUAGACUUUUGUAACCCGGGGUACCAGAGACUUUUCAUGAGCGGUUUAAGCCUGCGUGGCAGGCGUUUGGAAGUAGUGGGCGCAAGAAAGACCGAGCGCGCGAGAGGGAGACACGCGAGGGGAGUGCUCUGUCUCCCCUCGUGUGUCUCUCCGUCUCGUGCGCCCACUACUUCCAAGCGACUGCUACGCAGGCUAGCGCGGUUUCCGAUUUCUGUCCCAAGUGUAUAAAGGGACCCACUUGCUGCGAGUGGCUUCGCCUCUGCCCAAGACACCGAAGUAUAACGCCGCACACGAGAAGAAAACCUGUUGUACCCGGGGUAGACUUUUGUUUGAAAAGAAAAGAAGCCAAGGGCAUUUUGUUGUUGGUUACCCUUCUUUAAUAUAAUAAGAAUUGUUAAAUAAGUGAUUUGCAUUUAUCAUCUCUACCAGGUAACGGCUGAAGACGAUGACGAGAUCAAUGAAACUCUUUCAAGAGCGCUGCACAAGAGCUCAUUGGAGUAAAAUAGAUUCAGUUCUCGUUCUUGAAUUGCGUUGGUCAGAGGCCUAAUUUCAGUUCUCCACAAUUAUGCUUGCAAGAAGCUGUAUUAUCUUUGCCUAUGUAUAUAUUCAGUGUCAUGUACAAAAUCUAAUUCAUUUGUGAUGGCUCAAAAACAGACGCAGUUAAUUACUUUAUUAGUUGUUGGACACAGAGUCCCGUUGCCGCGAUUUGAUUUGAAAUGAGCUUUGAACUGACUUAAAGAUGAUGGCUGCAAGAAGUAGUAUUAUCUGAGUUCCAUUAGAGUAUAGACUAUAGUUUGUAGCAUGUUUGUACCUCGUGUUAAAUGGAAUUUGUUGAAAAGCGCCGAGUACCUUUUAGAUGAUGGCUGCAAGAAACAGUAUUAUCUGAGUUUCAUUAGAGUAUAAACUAUAUUUUGUAGCAUGUUUGUACCUUCUUAGAGUUCCCUGUGUUAAAUGAAAUUGUUAAAAAGCGCCGAAGAUCUUUCAGAUGAUGGCAGCGUGAGAAAGAGCUUGGGUAUUCUCUGAGUUUCGUUAGAGUAUAGACUAUAUUUUUUAGCAUUUUUAUAACUCACUACUUAAAGUUCUAUGUGUGACUUGAAUUUUUAAGCCGUAUUUGUAUAUGUUUAUAGGAAAUGAAAAUCGACUUCUCAAGUACUAUAUUAAAACAAGCAACAUAUGAUAAAGCAGAAAAAAACUGUAGUUGAUCAAGUUUUAACCAGUUACAGAAGAAUAUAACUUUUCGGGAGAAACGAGGAAUCUAAAUAAUGAAAGUGCAGCAAUUUGUUUUGUUGAACUUUGAAUAAUUCUCAGAUGCAACAAAAAAACGUACCUGGACUACAGUGAAAUUUUUAAAAAAAGACUAAAAAAGCGCCAACUUUUUUAUUUACUAUUUAUUGACUUGACAAUAUCUAUACACGUUAUCUCUGAAGAGCUCGUCACUGAACUUUUACCCCUUCCCGGUCAAAGAUCGAUCUCUUUCCAAACAAAUUCUACACCAUGCAGAUUUUGAAAGGUCUUCAGUACAUUGGAACACUGUUAACACCAACACCGCCAGCCAUGGAAUUGUGCUCGUUAUAACGAAUUUUUCAGAAAAAAAAAUGACUGAUAAGUUUGGGCCAAAGACCACCGCUGGAAUUCCAAUAAAUAUUUUUUAAAAUUUAGCAAGCACACAGGGAACGAUGGGAAGAGGAAAAGGCAUCUCUUUUCCCUUCCCAGCGUCCCACGGCCGUACGUUCUUUUCCCCUCUCCCCAGACCCCACUCCCCUUUGAUUUACCAUACGACACAAAGAGUCCCCUGCGGAGCAGAGAGAGAGACAAGCCGAGGAAGUUGCAGACACGGAGUCUUCGUAUUCGUCACUGUACAAACGAGCAAG
Messenger RNA from Porites lobata, 5611 nucleotides. NCBI's taxonomy places the organism in Eukaryota, Metazoa, Cnidaria, Anthozoa, Scleractinia, Poritidae. The record is from the annotation of a GenBank genome assembly.